CGUACGCCUUCCAACUCUCGCAAGUUACGAGCUCCGAUUCCCUUGCAGCGUUGUCUAUCUCUCGUGUUUCUCUCUCCGUUUUCCACUUUCACAAAGGUUUGAGAAUCUUGGUCUAGAAUGUCGUCCGUGGCACAAGAUUUGUCUGUGAAUGGCGUGGAGGUAAAGAAAUCUGAGACUACUUCCAUUCCAGUUUCAAUGAAUACGAAUAGUGGAACUACUAAACCAGAGAAUGGCAAUGCCUCAAAGCCAUUCAAGAUUUUCAUAGGCUAUGAUCCCCGUGAAGAUGUUGCUUAUGAGGUCUGCUGCCAUUCCCUUUUGAAAAGAUCUUCAAUCCCCAUUGAAAUCCACCCCAUUAAACAAUCUGAGUUGAGGCAGAAGGGCCUUUAUUGGCGUGAGAGAGGGAAACUGGAGAGCACUGAGUUUUCCUUUUCGCGGUUCUUGACCCCUUACCUUGCCAAUUAUGAGGGUUGGGCCAUGUUUGUGGAUUGUGAUUUCCUCUACUUGGGUGACAUUAAGGAAUUGAGGGAUUUGGUUGAUGAUAAGUAUGCUGUAAUGUGUGUACAACAUGAUUAUGCUCCAAAGGAGACCACAAAAAUGGAUGGGGCAGUGCAAACAGUUUAUCCGAGGAAGAACUGGUCAUCCAUGGUUCUCUACAAUUGUGGACAUCCCAAGAAUAAGGUGCUAACCCCUGAGGUGGUGAAUUCUGAGUCUGGUGCAUUUCUUCAUAGGUUCAUGUGGUUAGAAGAUCACGAGAUCGGAGAUGUCCCUUUCGUAUGGAAUUUCCUUGUAGGGCACAAUCGGGUUGUUGAGGGCAAUCCUUAUACUCUUCCCAAGGCAAUCCACUAUACCCUUGGGGGACCCUGGUUUGAGGCAUGGAAGGACUGUGACUUUGGGGACUUGUGGUUGAAGGAGUUGGAGGAAUACAAGAAAACAGAGAAGAAGGUAGAUUAGACAUUGUUUUGGUUGUGCUCUCUGGCUGGCUGGCUAGAGGUAAUUCAUCAAAUGGUGAUACUAUUUGCUGUGUUGGUGCUUUGUGCUUUGGUAUAUUGAUGGAGUAUUCAUUUUAUUUCAUUUAGAAAUUGUUCAACGUGGGAUGCAAUUCAAUUGAUUCCAAAAUUUGACUCUGUAAUCUCACCUCUGGCAAUAUAGCAUAUGUUGUAGUUUUUCACAAUUGUCCAUGGCUUUGCAGACGAGCCAUGUUGAUGUAAUAGUAUUGUAUUGUUCCACAUAGUAUGUCUUCUAUGUUGAAGAGGAAUUAGAUAUUGUGGCUAGUUUUAUCUGGGAAUUCUUUUAUUCUUCAUGUCCUAUUUUAGGCUAAUUAACUAUUGCUGGUUAUGAUAUUAUGUUGAUGUCUUUUA
Ipomoea triloba (trilobed morning glory) is the source of this 1358-nucleotide messenger RNA. RefSeq names its product protein CDI-like. The record is from RefSeq and is a predicted model, not a curated record. Bases 118 to 951 code for a protein of 277 amino acids. Lineage: Eukaryota; Viridiplantae; Streptophyta; Magnoliopsida; Solanales; Convolvulaceae. The transcript has 2 exons.